UUCAAAAUUUUAAUAGUCUUUGCUUAUUUAGGGCUGAAUUGUGAAUUUAUGAUUGGUGUUUUUGUGAACUCGUCAUUAAUUUGCCAUAACAUUGAAAAUCUUAUCAGAUUGUUCUUGCCUAUUUCAAGAAAUUAAGUAGCAAAUUAUUGUGAAUCCACGAAUUUAUCGAGAAAACCAUUUUCAAUAUGGCAGAAAAGUAUAACACAAAAUGUCCUGGUGUAAAACGCCUUAUGAGAGAGGCGUUGGAAUUAGCAGAAGCCACUGAUGAAUAUUGUGCAAGACCCCUUGAAGACAAUUUAUUUGAGUGGCACUUCACCAUACGUGGCCCAAGGGGAACCGAAUUCGAGGAUGGUAUAUACCACGGCAGGAUAUUGUUGCCGAAAGAGUAUCCAAUGCAUCCUCCUCAUAUUAUACUAUUGACUCCAAACGGCAGGUUUGAAAUUAAUAAGAAAAUUUGUUUAUCUAUUUCUGGUCACCACCCGGAGACCUGGCAGCCCUCCUGGUCGAUAAGAACUGCUCUGUUGGCACUGAUUGCAUUUAUGCCAACUCCUGCUGAAGGAACUAUUGGAUCACUAGAUUACACACCAGUGGAAAGGAAAUCACUUGCGAUAAAAUCUGCUAAUUGGGUAUGCCCACAGUGUGGCAAUAUUGAAGUUCUUCUGUCUUCAACUGCAGCUAAACCACCAACUGAUGAGGAGCAGACUGUUGUCAAUCAAAUAGCAUUUAAAGGUGAGGAGGAGCAAGCAUCUAAACCACCAGCAGAAUCUGCCUCUGAACCCCAAAACACACAGUUCACACCACAGGUCUUGGAGUCAUCUGAUUCCACCACUAGUUUCUUGGACCAGUUAACAGAAAUUCUUGUGGCACUGUUAGUAGGUGCAAUAGGAAUUUUUGUUUACAGGCGUUGGGAUGCUUUUGCUGCCUCUGAAACUACUGAUUUGUAGAUUUAAAAAUUGUAUCAUUAUAAUUGUGUAUUAAACUUGAGUUCUAAGUAAAAAUUUAUAAGUUUAAUGAAACUAUUGUAACCAAUUUCUUCUUAUUGUGGUAAUACAAUUGUAUCCUAAGUACCUAACAUAUGCUGCUUGUUCAUAGGUAGUUUUUUUUAUAAUUGUAAUUCUUUUUUUACUUGUGCCUUAAUUGUGAAGAUAAUAUGAUGAUAAGCCAAGGCAUGGAAUUUAUAGAAUAUUGUAUUCAAAUUAUUAUGACAUGAGAAUGUGAUUUUGUAGAUAGUAAUUAUUUAUUAUUAAACAAAGCUUUUGUGAAUUUAAGUAGGA
Molecule: messenger RNA, 1274 nt
Organism: Pararge aegeria (speckled wood butterfly)
Lineage: Eukaryota; Metazoa; Arthropoda; Insecta; Lepidoptera; Nymphalidae
Product: ubiquitin-conjugating enzyme E2 J1-like
Exons: 1
Coding region: 186-944 (252 amino acids)
Source: RefSeq, a predicted model, not a curated record